GAGUGCUCAUUCAGUUCAGAAAUCGGUAAUCAUCUAUUCAAAAUUAUUGUAGUUGUAUUCGGUAAAUGUGUAGAGAAAGCGUCCCCUGCAUCAGAUUGACGCAUUUAGCGACCACCGACGGACCACCAACGAUUAUUGAUCGAUUAGCGAUCGAUUAGCUGCCAAGGAAUUUAUUGAUUUCCGCGGAAAUUGCACGCAGGAGCGAAGGGAGUCAUGUUGGGCAAUCUGCCGUAUGUGGAGUUCGGCGAACGAGGCGACGGCCACCAUGUGAACGGAGACGGAAACACAAGAAGACACAUGCGUUGGCUGGAGAGGCGCCAGCGGAUCCACGAGCAGGAGCGGAUCCGCGAGCGGACCAGGCAGCGGAGUUCCGAGAGGAUAAGCCCUCCGAACGGAGGCGAGCAGUCCGGACGACAGGCAGCCGCGUCCAAGAAUCCCAUUCCGGCGGUCCUUCGACUUGUCAAGGAACUCCAGUUAAUGGAGACCGAUCCGCCGGAGAACACGUGGGCGCGGCCCAAGUCGAUGAGCAAUCUGCUCAAGUGGCGGGCCAAGAUCCGCGGACCGGAGGGCAGUCCGUACGAGGGCGGCGUUUUCGAGCUUGCGCUGAACUUCCCGGAGGCCUAUCCGUUCGAGGCGCCCAAGAUGCGCUUCAUCACGCCCCUCUACCACUGCAACGUGAACGGGCUGGGCUACAUCUGCGUGGACAUGCUGGAUGAGAAGUUGUGCUGGUCACCUGGCCUCACGGUGGACAAGCAGUUGCUGUCGGUGUCGGCGCUGCUGAACGACCCCGAACCGCUAACCGCCGUCAAUGCCGAGGCCGCCGGGCUGUUCUUCAAGGACCGCGAGCGGUACGACCAGCUGGCCCGCUCCUGGACCGAGCGGCAUGCCAUGGAUGUGCCGUGGGAUUGAGGCGUGGCUUGUGGCUCUCCAUAUUGUCGAUAUGUGGUCGAGUGGCGUGAAGAUGGAUGGAGAUGAAGCCGGAAAUGUUUUGGAAAAGGUUUCUUCGAUUGUAGGUCGCACAUGAGCAUUUUAAAAUAAACAUAUUGACGGAG
Messenger RNA from Drosophila elegans, 1052 nucleotides. Its product is annotated as ubiquitin-conjugating enzyme E2 2-like. The transcript has 2 exons. Lineage: Eukaryota; Metazoa; Arthropoda; Insecta; Diptera; Drosophilidae. Bases 214 to 909 code for a protein of 231 amino acids. The record is from RefSeq and is a predicted model, not a curated record.